Messenger RNA from Phragmites australis (common reed), 650 nucleotides. RefSeq names its product protein RADIALIS-like 3. The coding region runs from base 105 to 395 and encodes 96 amino acids. The transcript is spliced from 2 exons. Lineage: Eukaryota; Viridiplantae; Streptophyta; Magnoliopsida; Poales; Poaceae. Gene Ontology annotation, molecular function: DNA-binding transcription factor activity. The record is from RefSeq and is a predicted model, not a curated record.
UCCUCUUCUCACCACCACCACCACCAACAAGAGCACUCUUGUCUCUUGCCAAGCUUUGCAUAGUUAGUUGAACAGUCCAUUUCGCACACGACUGAGAUUUAUAGAUGGCGUCGAUGUCGAUGAGCUCGUCGAGGGCGCAGUGGACGGCGAAGCAGAACAAGCUGUUCGAGCAGGCGCUGGCGGUGUACGACAAGGACACGCCGGACCGGUGGCACAACAUCGCGCGCGCCGUGGGGGGCAAGUCGGCGGACGAGGUCAGGCGCUACUACGAGCUGCUGGUCGAGGACGUCAAGCACAUCGAGGCAGGCAAGGUGCCCUUUCCCGCCUACAGGUGCCCCGGCGGCGGCGCACCCGGCUCCAUGACCAUGGGAAGCUACGAGGCUGACAGGUACUGACCUAGCUUGUCACAGGCUGAAGCACCUGAAGAUCUAAGUGGCAUGCAUGAUGCAUGUACGUACACCGCGCGUGUGGCUACAAAGAAGCAACUCAAGCAAGUGGCCAGAGCAUCCGAGCAUGCAUGUGAAUAACUACUAGCUAGGUUGUAGAUCAAUCGAUCUCCCGUGUAUGUACUGUGUUCAUCUCAUGUCUGACCUCUCUAUGUGUAUUAUACAUAUUUGGGAAAAGUAAAGAAAACAGUAUUUCAUUCCGCA